AUGGAGAUUCGAGACACGCAUAUCAUAAGUUUACACACGUUGUUACGAGGCAUUUUCAAACGCUAGUUACGAGUGAUUAGAUAUCUGCUUGUCGAGCAAAGUUUUUGUCAAUUAUAUUGUUUUUGUUGUUAUUGAAGUGUAACGUGAUGAAAGAAUACUUAUUUUGUGUAUUCAUUUCUUUAGGUUUAGGUAACCAAAAAGUUUUUUGUCGAGAAUCUUUUUUGACGAAAAGCAACGUCGCGACCGGCUUGGAUAAAAACCAAUAUAAUCCAGAGACUAGUUAUGUAGAAGGCUCAUGGGAUCCUAUACUUCGUAAUAGAAGACAUUCUGUUGACGAGGAACAAAAUUAUGAAGAUAAGUUGUUUUUCCCGGACGAUGACUAUGACGAUGCCCCCCACAACAAUUUACCUAAUCCACAAAAUAUUGAAACAUGUAUGAAUUCAUGUCAAUAUGUGGAUACUAACUACGAUCCCGUCUGCGGCACAGACUACGUCACGUACAUCAAUUUGAACCAAUUAGAAUGCGCCAUGAAUUGUGGAGUAGACGUACGUAUUCGGAAAUUGUCUGCGUGUCCUGGGUGGUCAGAAACUACCACAACACCGACGACAGUAAAUCAAAAUGAGAUGUUAAAAUCUUGUAUGUUAUUAUGUCCUUCGACACAAGAAUACAAUCCUGUAUGUGGUACCAAUAAUAUUACAUAUUAUAAUUACGGAAAGCUGUUCUGUGCCCAAGUAUGUGGUGUGGAUGUCCAAUUAAAUCGUCGUUCUCCGUGUCCAAAGCGUCCUAAGUCCACAACAGACUCAUUUGUUGCCACGAGAUCUCUAAUACCUUACGAGCUAACUAAAGAAUUCCUCUUAUGCUUACAAAUUUGCCCAACGACACCGGAAUACGAUCCAGUUUGUGGUUCCAACCAAAAGACCUAUUAUAAUAUAGCUAAAUUACAGUGUGCUAGGAAUUGCGGAAUCGAUGUAACCAUUUUGAAACGAUCACACUGUUCCGCUGAAAUUUCAACAAGCUUAAAUAAAGAUGACGAAAAAGACUUAAAGAAAACAAUGUCGCAUGAAACAGAUCAGGACUUUACCGUCCCACAAGAUGUAUUGGACAGAAUAUUCAGUACCAACGAAGGAGAUGGUGACAUCAUCUUCAUAAGAAGUUAAAAAAAUACGAAUGAUUUUUUUUAUUUUAAUUUAUAUAAC
Molecule: messenger RNA, 1196 nt
Organism: Vanessa atalanta (red admiral)
Lineage: Eukaryota; Metazoa; Arthropoda; Insecta; Lepidoptera; Nymphalidae
Product: ovoinhibitor-like
Exons: 6
Coding region: 147-1157 (336 amino acids)
Molecular function (GO): protein binding; serine-type endopeptidase inhibitor activity
Source: RefSeq, a predicted model, not a curated record